AUGGCGAAUACGACAGUUCGCGAUGCGAAGCAGAUUCAUGGCCAGAAUCCUCAGUUCCUUGUAGAAACCGUCAUCCGUAACCGCAUAUGGGAGUCGAGCUACUGGAAGGAGCACUGCUUUGCGCUGACCGCCGAGAGUCUCAUUGACAAAGCCAUCUCCUUGCGUGCGAUCGGUGGUGUCUACGGAAACCAGCGUCCUACCGAAUUCCUAUGCUUGCUCCUGAAGCUCUUGCAAAUUCAGCCCGAGAAGGAGAUCCUGGUGGAAUAUUUACAAGCAGAUGAAUUCAAAUAUCUGCGAGCCCUGGCAGCAAUGUACAUCCGCAUGACAUUCCGCGCUGUCGACGUGUACGAACUACUCGAGCCCUUGCUGAAAGACUAUCGCAAAAUACGCUACCGUGACAUGGGCGGUUAUCGCCUCACCUUCAUCGACGAAUUCGUCGACUCCCUCCUUACCGAAGAGCGCGUAUGCGACAUCAUUCUCCCCCGCCUACAAAAGCGCGAGAUCCUCGAAGAAAACGGCGAGAUUGGGCCGCGGAAGAGCCGGCUGCUCGAUGCACUCGAGGGCCGGAGCGACGACGAGCGGGAUCGGAGCCACAGUCGAAGUAGGAGCCGGAGCCGGAGCAGGUCGAGUCCAGGAGGCUAUAGGAGCAAGGACGGGAGCGUCAGUCCUGACCGCGCGCGCGGGCGGAGUCUCAGCAGGAGCGACAAGACGCCGUCGGAGGCGGGGUCGCGAUAUGUGUCCCGCAGCCCGUCGCGCUCACGGUCGGGGUCACGCUUCCGGUCGCGCAGUCGUAGCAUCUCUCCUGAUCGUAUGUCUACGUCCUGA
Molecule: messenger RNA, 825 nt
Organism: Schizophyllum commune H4-8
Lineage: Eukaryota; Fungi; Basidiomycota; Agaricomycetes; Agaricales; Schizophyllaceae
Product: PRP38-domain-containing protein
Exons: 5
Coding region: 1-825 (274 amino acids)
Cellular component (GO): precatalytic spliceosome
Source: RefSeq, a predicted model, not a curated record